This is a messenger RNA of Thalassophryne amazonica, 2346 nucleotides long. RefSeq names its product tnf receptor-associated factor 4a (gene traf4a). The record is from RefSeq and is a predicted model, not a curated record. The transcript has 7 exons. The coding region runs from base 283 to 1695 and encodes 470 amino acids. Gene Ontology annotation, molecular function: zinc ion binding; protein binding. Lineage: Eukaryota; Metazoa; Chordata; Actinopteri; Batrachoidiformes; Batrachoididae. Gene Ontology annotation, biological process: regulation of apoptotic process; signal transduction; positive regulation of JNK cascade.
GAGAACAGGCCCACACGCACGCCCGCUGCACAUAACCGAGCCUGCAGAUCCUUCUCGACACCGAUCCGGGUCUCGAACCUUCGCUUCCUGCACCGCUCGUCUCCCCGAAGGGAUCGAUCCUGUCGCUGGCGACGCACGGGGACGUGAUAUGAUCACGGCUUGAAAACAAGGCACUGAAGCAGAGAUCCGAACCGUUUUCACGGGAUCCCCCUCCCCUCCUCCCUCCCUGCCUCCCUCCUGCGUGUGUACCUGUAACCCACGGAGAAGGCCGCUGCAGACACCAUGCCCGGGUUUGAUUACAAGUUCCUGGAAAAGCCAAAGAGGAGGUUUCAGUGUCCGCUCUGCAGCAAGGCGAUGCGGGAGCCGGUCCAAGUGUCAACCUGUGGGCACCGGUUCUGUGACACCUGUCUGCAAGAAUUCCUCAGUGAGGGUGUCUUCAAGUGUCCAGAAGACCAGCUGCCGUUGGACUAUGCCAAGAUCUACCCAGACCCAGAGCUGGAGCAGCAGAUCCUGGCUUUGCCCAUUCGCUGCAUCCACAGUGAGGAAGGUUGCCGCUGGACCGGCCAGAUGAAGCAGCUCCAGGGUCAUUUCUCCACCUGCGCCUUCAAUGUGAUUCCCUGUCCCAACCGUUGCGCCGUCAAGCUGACGCGCCGCGACUUGCCUGACCACCUGCAGCACGACUGUCCUAAACGCAAGGUCAAGUGUGAGUUUUGUGGCAGCGAGUUCACCGGUGAGGCCUACGAGAAUCACCAGGGAGUUUGUCCUCAGGAGAGCGUUUACUGUGAGAACAAAUGUGGCGCCAGGAUGAUGCGUCGUCUGCUGUCCCAGCACAGCAUGGCCGAGUGUCCCAAACGCACACAGCCCUGCAAGUACUGCGGCAAAGAAUUCGUUUUCGAUACAAUCCAGAACCAUCAGUACCAUUGCCCUCGAUUUCCUGUGCAGUGCCCAAACCAGUGUGGCACGCCCAAUAUUGCCCGAGAGGACCUGGCAAACCACGUGAAGGACAACUGUGGCAGCGCACUCAUCCUCUGCCCGUUCAAAGAUGCCGGCUGCAAACACAGGUGUCCCAAAUUGGCUAUUGGACGCCACCUGGAAGACACCACAAAGUCACACCUGACUAUGAUGUGUAACUUGGUGGGGCGCCAGCGACAGGAGAUCCUGGAGCUGCGGCGAGAGAUGGAGGAAUUAUCCGUUAGUCACGACGGCAUUCUCAUCUGGAAGCUUAACGACUACUCUCGCAAACUCCAGGAAGCCAAACUUCGGAGCAACCACGAGUUCUUCAGCCCUCCCUUCUACACCCAUCGCUACGGCUACAAGCUGCAGGUCUCCGCCUUCCUGAACGGUAACGGCAGCGGGGAGAGCUCGCACCUCUCGGUCUACAUCCGGGUGUUGCCUGGUGAAUACGACAACCUGUUGGAGUGGCCGUUCUCCUACAAAGUGACUUUUUCCAUCCUGGAUCAGAGUGACCCUUCGCUUUCCAAACCGCAGCACAUCACUGAGACCUUCAACCCAGAUCCCAACUGGAAGAACUUCCAGAAGCCCUGCAGCAACCGUAACUCGCUGGACGAGAGCACCCUGGGCUUCGGCUACCCCAAAUUCAUCUCUCACGAAGAGAUCAAGAAGAGAAACUACAUUCGAGACAACUGCAUCUUCAUCAAGGCUUCUAUAGAGAUUCCCCAGAAGAUAAUGGCUUAAGGUCUGGUCUUUUUUGUUUUAAUGAAGGACAAAGAUGGGUUAAAGACUGGAUCCCUUAACCUGGAAAACAUUUGCCCUUUAGAUACUUUUUUCUGCCCUGACAGCCUCUCGACCACAGAGCUUGAAGCUAGUCCGUUUGGCUUUGUUGGCUAACUUGGAGUACGCUGAUGUAUCACAGAGAAGAAAGUGUUUGGUCUGCACAACCAUCACUCUCUGGUGUAUUUUUUGUUUUGUUUUUUUUUCUUUCUCAAAAUCUACAACAAAAAAGCCUUGGAAAUCAAACAGUGCCUAGAGUGUUUAUCUUAAGUUAUAUUUUUGUUGUUAUUUCUGCAGUAAAGAUAUUCUGAUUAUGGGAGUAAAGGGCUUCAUUGAGCCUUUGCACUUACAAUAGACACAAAGGUAGAACCUCGUUAAGAGAUGAUGCCGUUUUAUCCAUGAUCAAAAGAGAAAUGAGUUCAGCAGACCCCAGUUGAAGCCUGUCCACCUUUUGUUAACAUGCUCGUACGGUGUCCUUCCUACCAACAGCCCUUAGUGAGCGACUUCUUGUGAGGUUUGUGGACACAAUUUACCAAACGCUUGCUUUCAGGUGAGAACCUUGACCUUCCAAUCUUCACAUAUGCAAUUAAACAUGCCACUCCAAAUGUUGAAAAA